AUGGCGUCUUCCGAUCUCCCCACUGCCGUCGAGGCUCUCACGCUGCAGACCACCUCCGAGACCUCCAAGUUCCCCAACUGCUUUCCCUCCUUGAACCCCGUCGAUAUCUACCGCGAGCACAUUGCGCAGAAACUGGGCGAGGCCACCGGCAUCGAUCAGGAGAAGAUCUACUCCCGUCUGCAGUGGACGAGUACGUUGGACAAGGGGGAUCUGGUCUUGCCUGUCGCCGCGCUGCAGAUCAAGAAGAAGCCCCAGGAGCUGUGCGAGGAGCUCGCCGCCAAGUUCCCCGAGUCCGACCUUGUCCUCCCCCCCAGCUGCUUCGGCGUUCAUCUGCAGUUCUUCUUCCGACCCGAACGCCUCACCCACACCGUCAUCCGUCGCAUCCUGAAGGAGAAGGCCGCGUUCGGUACCAAUGGCAACCUCGGCCUCAAGGACCCCUCGGACCCCUCCAAGGGUAGCAAGAAGAUGAUCGUCGAGUUCUCCUCGCCCAACAUCGCCAAGCCCUUCCACGCCGGACAUCUGCGGAGUACGAUCAUCGGUGGCUUCCUGGCCAACCUGCAUACCGUUAUGGGCUGGGACGUGAUCAAGAUGAACUACCUGGGUGACUGGGGCAAGCAGUACGGUCUGCUGGCCAAUGGGUUCAAGCGGUUCGGCAACGAGGAGGAGCUGCUGAAGAACCCUAUCGGCCACCUCUUCGACGUCUACGUCAAGAUCAACGCCAUCGUCUCGGAGCAGGACGCCCCGAUCAAGGCGCUGAAGGAGCAGAUCAAGGCCAAGAAGGAGAAGAAUGAGGACGCGUCGGAGCUGGAGAAGGAGCUGGCGCCGCUGGUGGAUGCCAGCGAGGACGAGGCUGCGCGCCGCUACUUCAAGAGCAUGGAAGACGGCGACGAGGCUGCCCUGGCCCUCUGGCGCCGCUUCCGUGACCUCAGUAUCAAGAAGUACCGCGAGACGUACGCCCGUCUUAACAUCGACUUUGACGUCUACUCCGGCGAGUCGCAGGUCAAGGACGAGAGCAUGAAGGCGGCCUACGACACCCUGGAGAAGUCCGGCGUCGCCGAGAAGUCGGACGGCGCUGUGAUCGUCGACUUCACCAAGCACGGCGCCAAGAAGCUCGGCAAGGCCAUCAUCGUCCGCAAGGACGGCACGCCCCUCUACCUGACCCGAGACAUCGGCGCCAUCACCGAGCGUGACGAGGCUUACCACUUCGACAAGAUGAUCUACGUUGUCGCGGCGCAGCAGGAUCUGCACCUGGCGCAGCUCUUCAAGAUCACGGAGCUGAUGGGUCACAAGGAGCUGGCCAACCGCUGCCAGCACAUCAACUUCGGUAUGGUGCGCGGCAUGAGCACCCGCAAGGGCACGGUCAAGUUCCUGGACGACGUGCUGCGCGAUGUGGCCGACAAGAUGCACGAGGUCAUGCAGAAGAACGAGGAGAAGUACAAGCAGAUCGAGGAUCCCAAGGCCACGGCCGACAUUCUGGGUAUCACCUCCGUCAUGGUUCAGGACAUGAGCGGCAAGCGGGUCAACGGCUACGACUUCAACCUGGAGGCGAUGACCUCCUUCGAGGGUGACACGGGCCCGUAUCUGCAGUACGCGCACGCACGUCUGUGCUCGAUCAUCCGCAAGGCCAACCUGGGCGCGGAGGACCUCGACUCGGCCAACCUGGACCUGCUGACGGAGACGCAGGCGCACGACCUGGUGCGUCUGUUGUCCUCGUGGCCGGAUGUGCUGGUCAACACGAUGCGCACUCUGGAGCCGACGACGAUCAUCACGUACCUGUUCCGGAUGACGCACAUCCUGAGCUCGGGCUACGACACGCUGCGGGUGGUAGGCAGCGAGCCCGAGGUGCUGAAGGCGCGGUUGGCGCUGUAUGCGUCGGCCCGACAGGUGCUGAACAACGGCAUGCGGGUGCUGGGCCUCAGCCCUGUGGAACGGAUGUAA
Messenger RNA from Aspergillus candidus, 1938 nucleotides. Its product is annotated as arginine--tRNA ligase. Gene Ontology annotation, cellular component: mitochondrion; cytoplasm. The record is from RefSeq and is a predicted model, not a curated record. Bases 1 to 1938 code for a protein of 645 amino acids. Gene Ontology annotation, molecular function: arginine-tRNA ligase activity; ATP binding. Gene Ontology annotation, biological process: mitochondrial translation; arginyl-tRNA aminoacylation. The transcript is spliced from 3 exons. NCBI's taxonomy places the organism in Eukaryota, Fungi, Ascomycota, Eurotiomycetes, Eurotiales, Aspergillaceae.